AUGGGCGCAUCAGUAGAGCUCAAGCAGGAGUCCAGUUCUACCCCCAUCACGCUCGUGAUGUCGCCGGUGACGGCGGUGGACUGGGCGUGGUGGAUCGGCCUCCUCCUCGGCGUCGUUCUGCUGCUCGCGCUCGCUGUGUGGCACAACAACGACGUCUGCCACUGCGCCUUCUUCGCGCUGAAGCGUUGGCGCCGUCGUGCGAGGCUCCCGCCGGGCCACUUGGGCCUCCCAUUUGUGGGCGAGAGCCUCUGGCUGCUCUGGUACUACAAGCUCGCGCGCCGCCCCGACGGCUUCCUCCACGCCAGGAGGAGGCGCUACUACGUCGGAGGCCGCGCGGCGACGUGGGCGUGUACCGGACGCACCUCUUUGGCUCGUCGACCGUCCUCGUCUGCUCGCCGGCGGCCAACAAGUUCAUCCUCAAGUCCUCCCAGGAUGGCACCUUCGGCAUCCGCUGGACCGCGCCGGAGCUCGUGGGCCUCUCCUGCGUGGUCAACGUCGAGGGCAGCCAGCAGGCUCCGCGGGUUCAUCCUCGCCGCCAUCAACCGCCCCGGCUCACUCCGGGCCAUCGCCGAGGUCGUCCAGCCGCGUCUCGUGGCGGCACUGCUGUCGUGGGCGGACAAGGGCACCAUCUCCGCCGCCACUGAGAUCAAGAAAGUGACGUUCGAGAACACAUGCAAGAUGUUCGUGAGCAGGGAUCCGUCGCCUCUCACCGAUAAGAUCUUCAUGGUCGCUCUUUCACACGGCGCGCAGCGACCGCGACAAAGACUAGGCUUUAAUAUUGCCAUACCUGAAGCUUCGUUUACUGGGGGACUCGUUGGUGAUUCGUCUCCUUUUGCUGUUCUUCCGAAGGUCACCCCAAUUGCUACAUUCUUAUUGGUCAUUCUUGCCAUGGCUCCUUGUCUUAUCAAAGCAUUCUCUAAUCCUCAACCAAAGCAUAUUAUUAGAUUGGUCUCGUAUGCAUGCACAUGUGGGUUUAUGUUUGGAUGGCAUGUACAUGAGAAGGCAUCACUUCAUUUCACUAUCCCACUUGCCCUAAUUGCCAUGGAUAGCUUGAACGAUGCCAGGCAUUACUUUUUGUUGUCCAUAGUUUCAUGCUACUCUCUAUUCCCUUUGCUGUUUGAGAACCAAGAGUACAUGAUAAAGGUGAUGCUGCUGCUGACCUACGCCACUCUCAUGUGGGUAGGUUGUACAUCCCAUUUUGCUGCAAACUCUGACCUGGAAGGAAAGAAAGUAAAUCGGUCAGGCAGCACAGUGAAGAAGAAUGGCAUCAUUGGAUGGAUUGGUUUAAGCUAUCUUUUGGGAAUCGCUGCCCGUAAGUCAGCCCCCACCACUGGAGGAGUGAAGAAGCCUCACCGCUACCGUCCUGGAACUGUUGCCCUCCGUGAGAUCCGCAAGUACCAGAAGAGCACUGAGCUGCUGAUCAGGAAGCUGCCCUUCCAGAGGCUUGUCAGGGAAAUUGCACAGGACUUCAAGACUGAUCUUCGUUUCCAGAGCCAUGCUGUGCUUGCCCUCCAGGAGGCUGCCGAGGCAUACCUUGUUGGCCUGUUUGAGGACACCAACCUGUGCGCCAUCCAUGCUAAGCGUGUGACCAUCAUGCCCAAGGACAUUCAGCUGGCAAGGAGGAUCCGUGGCGAGAGGGCCUAA
This is a messenger RNA of Miscanthus lutarioriparius, 1644 nucleotides long. The record is from the annotation of a GenBank genome assembly. Lineage: Eukaryota; Viridiplantae; Streptophyta; Magnoliopsida; Poales; Poaceae.